Guyanagaster necrorhizus is the source of this 432-nucleotide messenger RNA. RefSeq lists its product as uncharacterized. The record is from RefSeq and is a predicted model, not a curated record. The transcript has 2 exons. Bases 127 to 348 code for a protein of 73 amino acids. Lineage: Eukaryota; Fungi; Basidiomycota; Agaricomycetes; Agaricales; Physalacriaceae.
ACUGCAGGAUCGAUCCAGACGUCCAGACGCGCUCCCGGCUCUCGUCACGGUAUCAUCGGAGUUCUACAUCGGAGCGGUCAUGCAAAGACGGUUGAAGACGGCAGCGCGGAUAGGAUCGCUUUUGGUAUGGUUGAGGCAGGUGCACUUGAUGCCGUAGGGCAAGAGGUUUUCCGCGUGCUCCACGGUUGGCAGCAGAAUUCCGGUGUAAUUGGUGAAAAUCUCUUCGCCUUCUUCGAUGACUCGAACUGGGCGAAGUUCCAUAGAAAAGGAAGAUAUGUAAAAUUUCUGUCGAACGAGGAAAAGCCUCUAACCUGUGUUUUACCCUGGAAAGAUUUUUGUAGAUGCUAAUAUACCGGCCAAUUUUGUCCUUCGUGGAAGGAAGUUAUUCCAGCGCUGGAUCGUGGCAACAGCAAACGAGAUGGAGAUGUCGUA